AUGUUAAUCCGAUACAGAAGAAGCGUAAGGAAAACUCAAGAUUUUAUCCCGACCCCUUCCUCUCCUUCUUCUCAACUCCAAUCUCGAGCGAACUCUGCUCUACGAAAUGAGAAUCAGUCAUCCAGGAGCACAAUCCCUGCGUUCAUUCUUUCAAAUCCUAUUCUCCAUCUGCUCGAGAAAUGCAAAUCGAUCUCCCAGUUGAAGCAGAUUCAGUCUCAGAUGGUUCUCACGGGGUGGAUCGCGGAUGGGCAGGCGUCCAGUCGUUUGAUCGCGUUCUGCGCGAUGUCUCAAUCGAGGGACAUCGAUUACUGCAUCUCGAUUCUGGAUUCGAUCGAGGAGCCAAACGCGUUCUCGUGGAAUUUCGCGGCUCGGGGAUGUGUAGAGAGCGGGAGGCCUGAGAAGGCAUUUGUUCUGUACAAGAGAAUGCUGGGUCGGGGGUUCAGGCCUGACAGUUAUACUUACCCGUUGCUGUUGAAUGCUUGCGCUGGGUUGGGAUUGGAUUAUUUGGGUCUUGAGAUUCUCGGGCAUGUGUUGAAGUUCGGGUUUGAUGGGGUUGUUGUCGUGCACAAUGCGACGAUUCACAUGUUUGUUUCUGUUGGGGAGUUGGGGUAUGCACGCCAGGUGUUCGAUGAAGGUCGCGUGAGAGAUUUGGUUUCUUGGAAUUCGCUGAUUAAUGGGUAUGCUAGGAAGGGGAAGGCGAGGGAGGCGAUGAGUGUUUAUAAGGAGAUGGUGGAGGAGCAGGUGAAGCCAGAUGAGGUGCCGAUGGUUGGGCUCCUUCUAGCUUGUGCACAGUUGGGGGAUCUGAAACUGGGAAGAGAUUUCCAUGGCUAUGUUGAAGAAAACGGAUUGAGAUUAACGGUUCCCCUCACAAAUGCACUUCUGGAUAUGUAUGUGAAGUGUGGUGAUCUUGUCGCUGCAAGAGCUCUGUUUGAUAAGUCGAAAGAGAAAACUGUUAUAUCAUGGACUACAAUGAUUGUUGGAUACGCAAAAUGUGGAUUUUUGGAGACAGCGAGAGAGAUUUUUUACGCCAUGCCAGAAAAGAAUGUUGUCUCUUGGAAUGCUAUUAUGGGAAGGUAUGUCCAAGCCAAGCGUGGCAAGGAGGUGUUGAUUUUGUUUCAUGAAAUGCAAGGUAGCGAUAUACACCCGGAUAAGGUGACCAUGGUUCAUUGUUUAUGUGCUUGUUCACAGCUUGGCGCACUCGAUACUGGAAUGUGGAUUCAUCGGUACAUUGUAAAGCACCAGCUCCCUUUAGAUGUUGCUUUAGGGACAGCUUUAGUUGACAUGUAUGCAAAGUGCGGGAACCUCCCAGAGGCUAUUGAUGUUUUUCAUAACAUGCCAGGGAGAAACACCAUGACUUGGACAGCUCUCAUUUGUGGUCUAGCUUUCCAUGGACAUGCACUUGAUGCCAUAUCCUACUUCCUGAAGAUGCUCGAUGCUGGUUUGAUGCCGGACGAAAUCACCUUCAUUGGUGUACUAUCUGCUUGUUGCCAUGGUGGGUUGGUGGAUGCAGGCCGUGAGUAUUUCGACCAAAUGACGUCCAAAUUCAGUCUCCGUCCUCAGCUCAAACACUACUCUUGCAUGGUGGAUCUUCUCGGUAGGGCUGGUUUACUGAAAGAAGCACUAGAUUUUAUUGAGAGCAUGCCGAUGGAGGCAGAUGCUGCAGUGUGGGGUGCACUGUUUUUUGCUUGUAGAAUUCAUCACGGAAAUAUCAUCAUAGCUGAAAGGGCAGCUUCGAAGCUGCUCGAGUUGGAUCCCCACGACAGUGGGAUUUAUGUGCUGCUAGCUACCAUGUAUAGGGAGGCAAAUAUGUUUGAAGAGGGCAGAGUAGUGAUGAAGAUGAUGCAGGAAAGGAGAGUGGAGAAGAUCCCUGGGAGUAGUUGCGUUGAAGUUAGUGGCAUUGUUUAUGAGUUUAUCGUUAGGGAUAGAUCGCACCCACAAACUGAACUGAUCUAUGAGUGCUUAACUCAAAUGAUUAAGCAGCUGGAGUCACUUGAUUUCCAAUCUGAAGAUGCAGCUUUCUGCUAA
Linum tenue is the source of this 2025-nucleotide messenger RNA. The record is from the annotation of a GenBank genome assembly. Lineage: Eukaryota; Viridiplantae; Streptophyta; Magnoliopsida; Malpighiales; Linaceae.